Molecule: messenger RNA, 1128 nt
Organism: Dendrobium catenatum
Lineage: Eukaryota; Viridiplantae; Streptophyta; Magnoliopsida; Asparagales; Orchidaceae
Product: probable trehalose-phosphate phosphatase F
Exons: 3
Coding region: 1-297 (98 amino acids)
Biological process (GO): trehalose biosynthetic process
Molecular function (GO): trehalose-phosphatase activity
Source: RefSeq, a predicted model, not a curated record
AUGCAGAAUUGGACUUUAAUUGCCCAGCACGUACAUGACAUCCUCAGGAACUAUCCUCUUCUGCACUUAACACAUGGGUGGAAGGUUUUAGAAAUCUGCACUAUAAUUGAUUGGAAUAAAGGGAAAGCUGUCAACUUGUUGCUUGAAUGUCUAGGAUUGAAUGAUCGAGACCAUGUCCUUCCCAUUUAUAUCGGGUGUGAUCGUACUGAUAAGGAUGCCUUCAAGGUUUUAAGAGAAUUGAAUAGUGGUUAUGGGAUUCUGGUUUCUUCAGUACCAAAAGAGACUGAUGCUCACUAGUCACUGAAAGACCCAUCCGAGGUUAAAAUGAAAGAAGCAGUAUGACCUGUUUUAUCAUAAUAUUGUCCUAUCCUGAUUCAAAUGCAAGUUUUAUAAGUUUUGUUAGGUGAUGGUGUUUCUCAGAUCCUUUGUGAGAUGAAUAAAUCCUCAAAUAGCAUCGAAUUGAUGUAACUGAUUGUUUCUAGCUAAUCUAGCAAAAAAAUAGAGCUUAAAUUAGAUUUCUCAGGAGUCUUAAAUUUGAAAAUUGCAAUUUUUUGUAGAAGUUUUUUUUUUCCAGGAAAUUAGACUUAUUAGAGACUAUCUCCUAGUCCUGGAUCAAUCAGGAACAAAAUCAGCAAGGAAGAUUAACUUCUCAUGGAAAAAUAAAAAUGAUGCAGAAUCAAUUUUUUCUGGUACUAGUUUGAUAUCAAUCUCCUUUUACACAACUCUCCUUGGCCUAUUGGUUGAGAGCUUAGGCUUCCAACUAAGAGAUCCAAGGUUUGAGUCUAUGUGUAUGCGUUGUGUGUGUGAGUUUGCCUUAAAUGGCCUAAAUGUCCCAAAAAAAAAAAAAAACAGACUUGCAGUCAUGAGUAAGCUCAGUAAAGUAGAGGACUUUUAACUUCCUCAAGGUAUAUCUUCUUCUAGGCUGAGUUUUCUAAUUUUAAACCCAUUUUUUACAUUUUUUAUUCACAUAUUGUUUUUCUAUGCUUGAAGAAUUGAGUCUUACAUGUUCAGCUUUAUAACUUUUGUUGAAGCAUUCUUUUGACUUUAUCUGCUUGUUUUGACUGCAGAUUUGUGUACUUAAAGUGAACAUCCAUGUGAAUGAUGUAAGAAGAAAGUUAAGAAGCUGCU